UUUACAGGUCUCCCUGAACAAAUAGCAGACACCACAUCAAAUUUCAUUGAUUAAUUAAUUUUAUAAACAGACAAUGGGACACUGCAGAUGUUGCCCUAAUAUACAUCGACAAUUGUGCAUUUAAAGCAUGAUGUCCUGAUCUGAAGUAACAACCAGCUGAACAGUUAUAUAGAUAUCCAUUAUACAUUUUGCCAUGGUGACAACAUUAUUAAAAUGUGAUACAGUGAAUACACUAUGUUUGGAAAUGUUUUUAGGGCAUGGCAGAUAUUAAUAUUUGCAGGCUUUGUCUUAAUGUCCCUUUUAUGCGAGAUAUGCGGUGCUGUUCCAUUUCAGGGCCUGCUGACUAGAAUAGCAGAAUCGACCACCGGGGCUCACACUAUCCUUAGGUGUGGCCUCAUGCAGGGACUGGCGGGAUGUUCCUUCUUUGAUAUGAGGCCGGAGCUGGAAAGGUCGAGAGAUACCCAGGGGGUCCUAGAGUCUGAGGAGGUCAUUCCGAGCCCGAUGGCACGGUAUGAGCAUGUGUUGUUUGCCAGCCUGAAGCUGUGUCUGGCACUUCACACUUCCCUUGGCAUAGAGAACCAGGAUGCUGGAAACCUGCAGGUACACUGAAACAUAUUACCUGAAAAUGAAAGUGUUCUGUCCACAACCCUGACACUGUGGCUGUGCUAGCUAAUGCUCUUCCUUUUCAGGACUUGAACCAGCACUGAACAUAUAUAUGAUUUUCUUUAUCACCUUAAAAUAAAAAAAACUCCCCCUGAUGCUGUAAAACUCAGUGAAUAACAUAAUUGCAAGCAAGAACAAUAUUGAAUUAAUGAAAAAUAUGUAACCAAUUGUUUCGUGAACUGAUCUCUCCGACAGUCCGUAGUAAGACAUCCAGUUCUAUGUGGAAAUCUGAAGAUAAAUGAUAACAUUUCAUGUCGAACAUUUUAAGUACCA
This is a messenger RNA of Mizuhopecten yessoensis (Yesso scallop), 936 nucleotides long. RefSeq lists its product as uncharacterized. Gene Ontology annotation, cellular component: nuclear pore. Bases 235 to 609 code for a protein of 124 amino acids. Lineage: Eukaryota; Metazoa; Mollusca; Bivalvia; Pectinida; Pectinidae. The record is from RefSeq and is a predicted model, not a curated record. The transcript has 2 exons.